CUUCAACCUAUAUAACCUCUUCUUUCCCUCCCCGUUGCUCAAAUUUUUUCCACCUCCAUUAACCAUUUUUGUUCUUUUGAAAUAAUGAAUGCCGACGGCAGCAGCGCAGAUCAAAGGAAAUACAAGGGAGUGCGUCGCCGGAGGUGGGGGAAAUGGGUGUCGGAAAUCAGAGUUCCAGGCACCGAAGGACGUCUUUGGUUAGGCUCGUAUUCAACCCCGGAAGCCGCCGCCGUCGCCCAUGACAUUGCUUUCUAUUGUCUACGCCGCCCAUCUUCCUUGACGGCUCUCAACUUCCCUUCCAUGUUACCUCCACAUGUUAACUCAAACAUGUCGCCCAAGUCCGUACAGAAAGCGGCGUCGGAUGCUGGCAUGGCAGUGGACGCCCAGAUGAUUAUGGUGGACAGCCCCAUGAACGAUGAAAUCAAGGCAAAUACAAACGAUGGCAGUAGUUGUGGUGGUGGCUCCUGGGAAAGAAGCGAAGGAAGAGAAACGGAGACUUUGAGCAUAUCCAUUGAAGAUUAUCUUUAGACGACGUCAGUUUACGGAUUUAGCUUAGCAUAGGACCGCUCAUGCUAUGUGUUUUUUUGUUGUCGAUGGAUCGUAUCCGAUUAAUAUAGUUUAGGCAAUAGUAUAUAUAUAUAUAUAUAUGUACAGUGGGUGAAUGGAAUAGUUUAUAAAAAUUUAAAUUAGUAUUAAUAAAAUUA
Molecule: messenger RNA, 704 nt
Organism: Gossypium arboreum
Lineage: Eukaryota; Viridiplantae; Streptophyta; Magnoliopsida; Malvales; Malvaceae
Product: ethylene-responsive transcription factor ERF020
Exons: 1
Coding region: 85-528 (147 amino acids)
Biological process (GO): regulation of DNA-templated transcription
Molecular function (GO): DNA binding; DNA-binding transcription factor activity
Source: RefSeq, a predicted model, not a curated record